AUGCAGGAAGCCUCUUGGGACCCUAACAGCUCCUCUGCCCACGCUGCCGCAGUGCGGGCCGAGGAGCUACACUCGAUCAAAGGGGAGCUGAGUCAGAUCAAGGCGCAGGUGGACAGACUGCUGGAGAGCCUGGACCGCAUGGACCAGCGCAGAGAGCGUCUCUCAGGGUCCAAGGAGAGUGAGAAGAAAAGGGUCGAAGUUGGUGACAAGUCGCCAUCCCCAGCAGAAGGGUCAAGGGAACCCCAGAGGAAAGAGGGGUCAGGAGCCGAGGGGCACAGUGACCUGCGCGACAUCGACAGCGCCGAGGACAGCACCGACACCGAGGAGCCGAUGAAAAAUCACACAUCAGAUGCCGAGGGGAGUCAAUAGAUGGACUGGGGUGCCGUGGCCUUCCUUGGGGGGCCAGCAGUUCCUGUCUUGCGUUCGCAUUUGUUUUGAGGCUUCCAACAU
Messenger RNA from Tinamus guttatus (white-throated tinamou), 450 nucleotides. The record is from RefSeq and is a predicted model, not a curated record. Lineage: Eukaryota; Metazoa; Chordata; Aves; Tinamiformes; Tinamidae.